CUCCUCCAGUCAUCAUCGGAGCUGCUCUCUCCAUCUAGCCGCUCAUCCAGCUCCAGAGCUCCGCCAGGAUGAUCCGCCGCCGCACCGACAACCUUCACUUCACUUUCACUCUCCUUUAACAGAGCCCUUCCUUCACCCAUGCUCUGCCUUCCUCCUGAGAUGCGACACCCCUGCCUAAUUUCCCGGACGAUAUCUUCAUUUUGCGUCGCUCCUCGCUGAUAGAGAGCAUGCCCGACGCGGGGACGGGAGGCGCUGCCGCCACCGGGAAUGCAACCACCUCCGGCGACGGCUCCGAGAGCUCCCGCCACCGACACCGAGCGCAGCAGGGGGACUCGGAGAGGCCGGAGCCGGGUUCUGCCCCGCAACAGAGCUCCUCGGGAGUCCUGGAGAAGUUGUUUGGGAAGCGCCUGCUGCAGGCCGGGAGACACAUCCUGUCUCAUAAGUCCUGGAUGAAAACAGUGCCAACGGAGAACUGUGAUGUCCUCAUGACGUUUGCAGACACAACAGAUGACCACACGUUGCUGUGGUUACUGAACCACAUCCGGCUUGGAAUCCCAGAACUUAUCAUCCAAAUCCGGCAUCAUAAGCACACCAAAGUCUACGCAUUCUUCAUCACUGCUACGUACGAAAACUUGCUACGAGGUGCAGAGGAGAUGGGUCUGAGGAAGGGGGUAAAGCCUGAGUUUGGUGGAGGAGCACGGAGCUUCUCCUGCGAAGAGGACUACAUCUACGAGAACAUAGAGAGUGAGCUGUGCUUCUUCACCUCACAGGAGAGACAAAGCAUCAUCAAAUACUGGCUGGACAAUCUACUGGCCAAGCAGGGCGAGGUUCUUCAUAAUAUCACCUUCCUGGAGGGCCAGCCAAUCAUCCCAGAGCUGAAUGCCAGAGGUGUGAUCCAACAGGUGUUUCCUCUCCACGAGCAGCGGAUCCUCAAUCAGCUGAUGAAGUCCUGGGUUCAGGCGGUCUGUGAGAAACAGCCUUUAGAUGAUAUCUGUGACUACUUUGGUGUGAAGAUUGCGAUGUAUUUUGCCUGGCUGGGUUUCUACACCACCUCCAUGUUGUACCCUGCUGUGAUCGGCUUUGUGCUGUGGAUGCUCACAGAGUCGGAUCAGACGAGCCGUGACAUCUGCUGCGUGGUGUUUGCGCUGUUCAAUGUGGUGUGGGCCACUCUGUUCCUGGAACGGUGGAAGAGGAGGGGAGCCGAGCUGGCAUACAAAUGGGGAACGCUGGACACGCCUUCUAAAUCCCUGGAGGAGCCACGGCCUCAGUUCCGGGGAGUGAAGCGCUGCAGCCCCAUAACAGGUUGUGAAGAGUUUUACUAUCCUCCGUGGCGCAGGCGUGUGUUCAGGUGGCUGGUCAGCGUGCCCAUCUGUAUCCUCUGCCUCUGCUUUGUUUUCCUCGUCAUGCUCAUCUGCUUUGAGCUCCAGGAGUUUGUGAUGGGGAUCAAGGAAAUGCCUCGGCUGGCUCGGUUUAUUCCAGAAAUCAUGCUGGCUAUCACUGUGAGUGCAUGUGACGAGGUGUACAGGAAAAUCGCCUGCUGGCUCAACGACAUGGAAAACUACAGACUCCAGAGUGCCUAUGAGAAAAAUCUCAUCAUCAAAAUGGUUCUUUUUCAGUUUGUAAAUUCUUAUCUCAGCCUUUUUUACAUUGGAUUCUACCUCAAAGACAUGGAGCGUCUAAAGGAGAUGCUGGCCACUCUGCUCAUCAUUCGCCAGUUCCUUCAGAACGUGAAGGAGGUUCUGCAGCCUUACCUGUAUGAGCGCCACAAGCUGGGGGAGCUCUCGCUGAGAGCCAUGUGGGACCUGCUGCUCUCCGUGCUGCUCAAAUAUGCCCGGCUGGCGGCCGGAAGGGUCCAGGCCUCUCCCAUGGACCAGACUGUGCCUGGACCUGGACUGAGAGGCACCAGAACUGGAGUGGGGCAGCCAGAACGAAGGGAGAAGAAGUGUUUGAACGGUGGAUGUGGAGUGCCUGAUGAGGAAGAGGGAGGAGAGCGGGACGAGGCUGAUAGCGGGAGGUUCAGUGAAGGAGAGACGGAGGAGGACAAUGUGAUUGACUGCGGUCUGAAGCUGAGGAAAGUCAGCUUUAUAGAGAAGGUGGACAGAAGGCCGGCCUCUGGUGGAGCCUCUUUGGAAAACAGCUUCCUGGAAGAAGGGAGCCCCACCAUGAUGGAGAAAGGAAUGGACCCUGCCUCUGUGUUUGAAAUGUGCGAUGAUGACGACGAUAAUGGAAUCCAUGAUGUGAAAGACUCGGGAGGCGGCAGCACCGAGGGGCUCAAUUCUGCCGCCGGCGCUGCUGCUGCUUCAGGCACCGCUGCCUCACCGCCAUCUGCCUCUGAGAGCGUCACGUUACUGCGUCACAGAAGAAGAGGCCAGAGCGUGGAGAGAACGGAGCCUAAAACCAAAAGGGAGUCAUGGAUGGAUCCUCCGGAAGAGAUGGAGAGCACUACGCUCACUCAGGCUGAGAUGGAGAGCUGCAUGCAGACUUACGCUGACACCUUCCAGGACUAUCAGGAGAUGUUUGUCCAGUUUGGCUACGUUGUGCUCUUCUCCUCUGCUUUUCCUCUGGCUGCCAUGUGUGCGCUCAUCAACAACAUCAUUGAGAUCCGCAGUGAUGCCUUUAAGCUUUGCACAGGGCUGCAGAGGCCUUUUGGAGUUCGAGUGGAGAGCAUUGGCCAGUGGCAGACGGCCAUGGAAGCCAUGGGCCUGAUUGCCAUCAUAGUGAACUGUUACCUGAUUGGUCAGUGCGGUCAGCUGCAGCGCCUCUUCCCUUGGCUCAGUCCUGAGAUGGCCAUCAUCUCUAUUGUCAUCCUCGAGCACUUUGCGGUCCUUCUGAAGUACAUCAUCCAUGUGGCCAUUCCUGACAUUCCUACAUGGGUCAAAGAGGAGAUGUCGAAACUGGAUUACCAGCGUAGGGAGGCUUUUAAGAAGCAUGAACGGCAGGCGCAGCAGCAUUACCAGCAGCUGCAGAGGAGGAAGAGAGAGGAAGAGGAGAGACAGAGGCAGGCGGAGCAUCUGGCGCGCAGGGAGAGGGAGCGGGAUGACAGCAAAGGUGACUCAUCCGGGGAUCAUCACCAUGACAAAAAUCACGGAACCAAAUCUCGUUCCGGAGGCAGCGGCGGUGGAGGGGGAGUAGGGACAAGCGGUUCCGACAAACCCAAGAGGCCCAGCUCCCUGUUGGCCAACAAUAACGUGAUGAAGCUGAAGCAGAUCAUCCCGCUGCAAAGUAAGUUCUCGUCAAGUGGAGCCCGCUCCCCUCAGUCGCCCACCGGCAGCGAGCCGAAACUACCCGGAUUUCUCAGCUUCAAGUUCCUCAAGUCCCCCGAGAAUAAGAAGGAAGGAGCCGCUGCCUCCUCCUCUGCUGCAGCCCCCACUAACGCUGCAGCACCUUCAUCAUCUUCAUCUUCAGGUAGCAGCUCUCAGGAGCGUUCCCAGUCACCCAGUAAGGCCUUCAACCCUGGAAAACUGUUUAAUUUUGGGAAAUCUGAAGGGGGAACAUGUGUGAACGGGGCUCCGCUGCCCAGACCUGGAGACGGAUCAUCGUCACAGACAUCAGAAAGACAAGCCUCCCGGUCCGACUUGAACGGCGUUCCCGAUGAAAUCCCUUCACCUCCAGGAGAGGGAUCUGAAAACGGACAUGCCACAGACUUGGACCCAGCCGGUUCUAAAAUGUAGCGGCUCAGGAGGGUGAAAACUACAUAUCAACCAGAGUUGAUGAGCUUACUGUGAGAAUAGGCCUGACGUACCUUUUGUGCUUUUAUAAGCCAUGAGCGGAGGUACUGGAAGCAACCAGGAAAAGAUGAAUCUGAUGAAAGAAGGCUGUUGUUCCAGUCUGCUUUCUUGCAAAGAGACAAAAAUAAUCUGGCUUUAUACGACAGACGUAAGCCCUUCUGUCAUGAGCGACUACAACACACUCACUCAAAUUCUUCCUUGUCUGCAAUACGUAAAGAAAUGCAUGAGCUGCGUUUCGACUAUUUUAAGCCUUUAAAGCAGAGAGCUAUGUUUCCUGGUUUCCUUUAGUCAGAAAUUGUAAGCAUUGGUGGCCUCACAUGAAAAAAAAACAAAAAAACAAAACAGCCUUUUGUGAAGGAUUUCGAUUAAAAACAAAGAUGGAACGAU
Messenger RNA from Girardinichthys multiradiatus, 4115 nucleotides. RefSeq names its product anoctamin 8b (gene ano8b). Gene Ontology annotation, biological process: chloride transmembrane transport. Gene Ontology annotation, cellular component: plasma membrane. The transcript is spliced from 19 exons. Lineage: Eukaryota; Metazoa; Chordata; Actinopteri; Cyprinodontiformes; Goodeidae. The record is from RefSeq and is a predicted model, not a curated record. Gene Ontology annotation, molecular function: chloride channel activity. The coding region runs from base 228 to 3671 and encodes 1147 amino acids.